AAGAUUCUUAGGGGGCCCUCGAAGACGUACCAUUUUCAGCAUUUCCGCCCAAGUAGACGGAGUAUCAAUCGUUGUAUCUCCAGAAAUCGGGUGCCCUGUCACUCAUGAAAGAAAAGGAUGUGGUAUCUGUCGAGCAUGUCGCCGAUAGCUACCAGACCAAGCCCUCUGAGUUUCUAUACACCUUCGAUAAGCCGACAAAUGUAGUCGGUCACUCGAAGGCGGAGCUCUGGAUGUCGUGCUACGAUUUGGAUGACAUGGAUGUCUUUGUGUCGCUCCGAAAAGUCAGUAAGGACGGCAAGGACCUGGAGCAUGUCAACGUACCCUGGCGCUCCCUGCCUGCAGAAGUCGACACGCAAGAUGAUGUUCCCAUGGCACAAACAGUCAAGGUAAUACGGAUGUGGCAUACUCCGAGCUUUCCACCGCGCUCAGGAUCCUGAGAAGAGCACCUCUAUGGUUCCGCAUCACAGUAGACAAGGUGAGCGAGUCAACCUCCACACACCUAGUGGCAACGUUCAAUCAGGAGACUCGGCGCAAAGCCUAGCCCAAAUGCGUAUUUGCCACGGUGGAACUCGCACUUCAGUGAGAUUUGUU
Molecule: messenger RNA, 591 nt
Organism: Aureobasidium subglaciale EXF-2481
Lineage: Eukaryota; Fungi; Ascomycota; Dothideomycetes; Dothideales; Saccotheciaceae
Exons: 2
Coding region: 105-437 (110 amino acids)
Molecular function (GO): dipeptidyl-peptidase activity
Source: RefSeq, a predicted model, not a curated record